AUGGCGACCGAGUUGACAGUCCAGUCCGAGCGCGCUUACCAGAAGCAACCACAUAUCUUCCUCAACCACAAGUCCAAGGCUGCGAAGAGCAGGAGGGUUGGUAAGGGUGGACGAAGAUGGUAUAAGGAUGUUGGAUUGGGCUUCAGGACGCCAAAGACCGCCAUUGAGGGAUCAUACAUCGAUAAGAAAUGCCCAUUCACCGGACAGGUCUCCAUCCGUGGCCGUAUCCUCACCGGCAAAGUCGUUUCAACCAAGAUGCACCGAACCUUGAUCAUCCGCCGAGAAUACCUACACUUCGUCCCCAAGUACGCCCGAUAUGAGAAGAGACACAAGAACCUCGCCGCACACGUUUCGCCGGCAUUCCGUGUUGAAGAUGGUGACACCGUUACCGUUGGACAAUGCAGACCUCUCAGCAAGACUGUCCGAUUCAACGUUCUGCGUGUGCUUCCCCGAACUGGCAAAGCUGUCAAGUCCUUCCAGAAGUUCUAG
Exophiala aquamarina CBS 119918 is the source of this 489-nucleotide messenger RNA. RefSeq names its product 40S ribosomal protein S11. The transcript is spliced from 3 exons. Bases 1 to 489 code for a protein of 162 amino acids. The record is from RefSeq and is a predicted model, not a curated record. Gene Ontology annotation, cellular component: cytosolic small ribosomal subunit; ribosome. NCBI's taxonomy places the organism in Eukaryota, Fungi, Ascomycota, Eurotiomycetes, Chaetothyriales, Herpotrichiellaceae. Gene Ontology annotation, biological process: translation. Gene Ontology annotation, molecular function: structural constituent of ribosome.